Molecule: messenger RNA, 633 nt
Organism: Nicotiana attenuata
Lineage: Eukaryota; Viridiplantae; Streptophyta; Magnoliopsida; Solanales; Solanaceae
Exons: 3
Coding region: 1-633 (210 amino acids)
Source: RefSeq, a predicted model, not a curated record
AUGGAGUACUUGAGUAGGCUACACAAUGAACUGAAGGAUGAAAAGAGCUAUCAAUUCCAUCCUAAAUGUGCAAAACUAGGUGUAACACACUUAAGUUUUGCAGAUGAUCUACUGCUAUUUGCCAAAGGAAAUUUGAGCUCUAUUUCUGCACUCAAUGAAUGUUUCAGAACCUUCUCUACAGCCUCAAGACUACAAGCUAAUCUUGGGAAGAGCAGUGUGUACUUUGGUGGAGUCAAGAAGGAAGAACAGGCCAACAUCCUGAAUCACUUGGGCUUUGUCCAUGGCAGGAGAACACAAUUAGUGAAGUCAGUUUUGUUUGGAAUGCAAGCAUAUUGGGCCCAGCUAUUUCCUAUCCUUGCUAAGGUUCUGAAGAUUAUAGAAGGCCUCAUCAACAUGAAAUUAUGGAAUAAAGCAGCUCAAAUCAAGACAUGCUGGGAUAUUGCUCACAAACAAGACAAGCUAUGGAUUAGAUGGAUCCACACUUACUAUAUUAAAGGGAAGCCACUACCGGAAGCAACAGUUCCAACACAAGCCAGCUGGAUUACUAGAAAGCUUUUGGAAUUGAGGAAUGAACUGCAUCUGAUCCCUGCAACUUCAAGCUCAAAAUGCUGUCUACUACAAAUUGCUCCCUGA